Hippocampus comes (tiger tail seahorse) is the source of this 3713-nucleotide messenger RNA. RefSeq names its product AGBL carboxypeptidase 1 (gene agbl1). Gene Ontology annotation, biological process: protein side chain deglutamylation; C-terminal protein deglutamylation; proteolysis. Gene Ontology annotation, molecular function: zinc ion binding; metallocarboxypeptidase activity. Lineage: Eukaryota; Metazoa; Chordata; Actinopteri; Syngnathiformes; Syngnathidae. The record is from RefSeq and is a predicted model, not a curated record. The coding region runs from base 245 to 3484 and encodes 1079 amino acids. The transcript has 26 exons.
UCUCUCUCUCUCUCUCUCUUUGUUUUUCAAAAACCAGGGAGUCAAAUGCUUUAUGUUUGACAGUUGUGUGUGACAGCGGGACACGCGUUUCUACAACAGCUCUCUUUCCGUGCUUUGGAAACCCCACGUGUUUCUUGAUGGUUUAGGUAUAGAUGCCUUUUUUUGCUUUUCCAUUUCCAACACCUACCUGUUCCCAUUUUUGUCUGGUUGUUUGACAACCGCCACAGAGCAGAGUCGUCCAAGAAUGUCCGUCUCGCGAAACUCAACCAAUGGCUUUGAAGCCAUUGUUUCUACUCUUCAGAAUGCUGGGGAUGCUGAGAGCACCUUGAAUGUUCUGAAUAUCCUGGAUGAACUUCUGUCUGCAGGUACUGAUCGUCGUAUUCACUACAUGAUCAGUAAAGGUGGAAGCGAAGCCUUGCUGAGCGCACUGGUCAAAAAUGGCAGUAGAUCCAGUCCCGACUACACCAUUCUGUUGCCCUUACUAUACCUGGUGGCCAAAGUUGGACACAAAGACCGAGCUAUAGGUAAAAAAGCUGAGGAGGCUGGAGCUGUUCUGCUGACUCUAAACCUACUCCAAAACAACAUUCAACAUGCGCAGAGGACUGAAGCAUACCUCUUUGUCAUCCAAGUUUUUGCUGUAUCAGUUUCCACAUCAAAACUUAUCGGGUCAAACCAAGGGCUGGAUAUCAUCUACAACCUUAUCCCUCAUUAUACCACCAAGAAUAUGCAAACAAUUAAGGCAUCCAUUAAUGCAUUUGCUGCUCUGCUGUCCUCAAAGGAUAACAUCUGCUCAGCAGUGUCCAAAGGUUAUGUGUCUGGUCUCCUUCGGCUGUAUGAUGAAUGGUACAGGAAGGACACUACACACUCUGCCAUUGACGUCCUCCAGGCACUGCUGCGUUGCUUUUAUAAAAUUGCACGCAGUGCUCUAGGAAGAGAAACUUUCGUGUCCCAUGGAGGCAUACGGCUUCUUUAUCAUACAACUCAGACAUGCUUGUUGAAUCAAUGUCUGGAGUCGCUGGUACAGUCCUCUGUUCAGCUGAUGAGACAGUGCCUGCCUAAAACCCCUCUACCACUGACAUCAGAUCAAUCCGCAUACUCCUUCCCCUUGCCUAGAGGACAACAUGAGGUUCUUGAUAUGGUUGCAACUUCAGAUGACAGCAAUGGUGAGAUUGGUGAUGAUGAUAAGGUGGAGGAAGAUUACCAAGAGGCUCUGAGUAAAGACUAUGAUGAUGACUUGGAGACUGACUUGAACAAACUUUGUCUUCGCCCUGCGUCAGACAGACCCAAAGAGCUCCUACCACAAUACAGCCGUCUCUGUCCUGAACUCUCUCAUGACUUCCUGGAGGAGCUGGAUUUCAGUUCACAAGAGAGUUCAUCAUCAUCUUCAUCUGAUGACGAAACUGGACAUUGCAACCAUUUGCACCUCCACCCCUUCAGGGGGGAAAAACAAACUGCGGAGAUUCUCUCUCGGACAGAGAAAGGAACACCCGAUCAAACCAAAUCAGCUGCUUGCCCAUUAAAGGUAAAAGAUUUCUACAGUCAUACUGGUAUCCUCAACACCAAAUCUGAAGUUGGACACAAGACUGGAGAGACAAGGGGAGAAGCCAACUCAGGUCUGAAGAAUGAUGAGCAGGAUAAAAAUGAGGGAAUUGGAAACUCGUAUAACUCUCCCAUGAUAGGCAAUUUAAUCGACAUACAUGGUCUUGCCAUCCCUUACCAUGAACCCAGUAUGUAUCGUGCUGCAGCCAUCAAAACCAAAUCUGUCCCAGGGUUCAGCACCCUUGCUUUCCCUGAUUUUUGGGGUCAGGUCCCACCACGAGAAAAUGAACCCAUGGCUCCACGCACGCCCAACAUCCAGAGACAGAAAGUGCUUGAAGAUAUCCAACGUUUCUUGAAAACUGAUAUCAUCAACCAAGUGGUCUUUGAUUUGGAAGAUGACAGUUUACAGUUUCCAGCAGACAACCCAGACUCCUUGAGAUUCUUCUCCAGUUUUGAAUGUGGCAACCUCAGAAAGGCUAUUCAGGUUCGCAGAUAUGAAUAUGACCUAAUAUUGAAUGCAGACGCCAACUGUUCCCAGCACACUCAAUGGUUUUAUUUUGAAGUCAGUAACAUGGUGCCUGAUGUUCCCUACCGUUUCAACAUCAUCAACUGUGAGAAGAGCAACAGCCAGUUCAACUAUGGAAUGCAGCCAGUGCUUUACUCAGUCCGGGAUGCAAUUAAUGGUAGGCCCCAUUGGUGCAGGUCUGGUACAGAAAUUUGUUAUUUCAGAAACUACUUCUGUCCCGUGCGUGGCAGUCAGGGAACAACAUUUUAUACACUGACAUUCACCAUUACCUUCAAAUACAGUGAAGAUGUCUGUUACCUAGCAUACCAUUACCCUUACACAUACUCCGCUCUAAGGGCUCAUCUGCGUUUACUGCAUAGAUCAGUUGAUCCCAGGAAGGUCUUUUUCCGGGAGCAGAUUCUUUGUCCUACUCUUGCUGGAAACGCCUGCCCAUUUGUCACCAUCACUGCUUGUCCUCCCAGCAAGAGCUAUAAAGACAUUCAUCAGCUGCGUAACCGCCCCUGCAUUGUGCUGACAAGUCGUGUUCACCCCGGUGAAUCCAAUGCCAGCUGGGGAAUGAAAGGCACCCUCGAGUUUCUCUGCAGUCGUGAUCCAAUAGCCCAGGCAUUGAGAGAGACAUUUGUCUUCAAGAUCAUCCCGAUGCUAAACCCUGAUGGGGUCAUUAAUGGAAUGAAUCGCUGUGACCUGAACAGAGAGGAUUUGAAUCGUCAGUGGUGUAAACCAGACCCUGUUCUCUGUCCAACCAUCUACCAUACCAAAGGCUUCCUCUACUACCUCAACAGUAUUGGACGAACUCCCCUGGUCUUCUGUGACUAUCACGGGCAUUCUAGGAAAAAAAAUGUUUUUCUGUAUGGCUGCAGUGUCAAGGAAACUCUAUGGCAAUCAGGGUCUACAUUUGACACUGCAGGACUGAAAGAGGACCCUGGAUAUAGGACUCUUGCAAAGGCCUUGGAUCGUAUUGCACCAGCCUUCUCUUUUAACAGCUGCAGCUAUACGGUAGAGAAGUCCCGUUCUGCCACUGCCAGAAUUGUUGUCUGGAAAGAGUUGGGCGUGCUGAGAAGUUAUACCAUGGAAAGCACUUAUAAUGGUUUUGACCAGGGAAUAUACAAGGGUCUACAGACAAGAACCAGGGAACUGGAAGAAAUGGGAAUGAAAUUUUGCCACAGUCUGCUCUCCGUGACUAUCGAUACAAGGGCCCUGUACAGCAGGAGUCUUAUCAACCACAUGACUCUGGGACAUAACAUCCUUGAUCAUAAGUCACACAACUGUUUUGAAGAUGAUGAGCCCCCGUGUGUUGAAGAAAUUGAAUAUUCCACAUAUCCUGGUCUGAAAGGAAGUGAUUUGGAAUUGGAUCUAAGAGGAUGCAUGGCCAACACUGAUGCACAAGGUGGAGCUGAAGCACAUAUGGCCCAAAAAUGAAAUGCCAAGAUGGUGUCAAUCAUUCACAAUCUUUCACCUGAUAACACAGAUGUCUCUUGAAAUUCGAGAUGAAACCAAUGUGUGCCGCUCUUUGAAGUGUGUGAAAUGUGACCAUCACCAAGUGCACCCCAAUCUGAGCUAAGAUACAGUUUUAGAGCACUAUCAACUGUAUCUUAUCUUUCAUUACUCAGAUGAGUUUGCUCAGUUUUUAAAAUUGGAUCUGAUACUA